Molecule: messenger RNA, 1280 nt
Organism: Neoarius graeffei (lesser salmon catfish)
Lineage: Eukaryota; Metazoa; Chordata; Actinopteri; Siluriformes; Ariidae
Gene: borcs5
Product: BLOC-1 related complex subunit 5
Exons: 5
Coding region: 291-878 (195 amino acids)
Biological process (GO): lysosome localization; organelle transport along microtubule; positive regulation of anterograde synaptic vesicle transport
Cellular component (GO): synaptic vesicle membrane; BORC complex; cytoplasmic side of lysosomal membrane
Source: RefSeq, a predicted model, not a curated record
GUCAUCAGACCAAGGAAGAUGCUAGCGGCCUCUUUCCAAAACAAUUCCUCUUUUCCUAAAACUUGAUCGGUUAUUAGAUUAAAUAAACAUUUUGCAUGAUUUAUACAUUAGCAGACAUCUUAAUAGAUGCGAAAUGCCUCUAUUGAGGUUAUUUAAUUUUUAACUAAAAAAUUAAAUAUAAUGAAAUAUACCGGGCUAAUGCUAGGUAGCGUUUGUGUGUAAUCAGACUUCUAACUUCAGCUAAAGAAUAUAAACAUUAAAGAACAUCCACACGGAAACAGCUGGACACGAUGGGAGCUGAACAGAGCGGCGAUGCUGAGCAUAAACACUCAGACUACAGUGCUUCAGUCGUGCCCUCGCCAGCGAAGCACCGAGCAAAAAUGGAUGACAUCGUGGUGGUCACUCAAGGAACACAGUCUUUACGCAACAUCCACAACGACCCCGACGUCAUCAAGCUUCAGGAGAUUCCCACGUUUCAGCCCCUGCUGAAGGGUGUCCUGAGUGGACAGACGUCCCCCAGCACCGUGUCUCUGGAGAAGCUGGACUCUGUGCAGGUACUGCAGCUGUGUGUGCGUUAUCAGGACCACCUCCAUCAGUGUGCCGAGGCCGUGGCCUUCGACCAGAACGCUCUCGUCAAGAGGAUCAAAGAGAUGGACCUGUCAGUGGAGGCGCUCUUCAGUAUCAUGCAGGACAGGCAGAAACGCUACGCCAAAUACGCUGAACAGAUCCAGAAGGUGAACGAGAUGUCCAUGAUCCUGCGGCGGAUUCAGAUGGGCAUCGACCAGACCGUACCUCUGAUGGAGCGCCUCAACAACCUGUUGCCUGAGAGCGAGCGCCUCGAGCCGUUCAGCAUGAAACCUGACGCAGAGCUCAAGUAGACGGCCGCUGAUGCGCUCUGGUAUCUGGAAAGACUGAAAGAGCUCCGUACCAAAUAACAAACCCUGUGUAAAUACAACACACGUUCACUUUCCAAAGAUCACUGUGGAGCUUCAGAGCGUCUCUGAGAGAAAGUCAUGCUGGUGAUAUUUUGCGCCCACGGGUUUGGAUCUGAUGUUACUCAUCCACAACUGUACUGUCAUGAUUUAAACGUCUACUUCUCAGUGUUUGUGAAGGCAGAAGUGACGAUAAGCUUGUAAUGUCUUCAAGAAAAGUGAACUGUUGCUGUGUUUCAGAUUCCACUGAACCAGGAAUUAUUUAACUGUUGGUGAUAUGAACAGAUGUCUGAGUCUGAGAUGGACAUUUAUUUGGAAAUUAAAGGAAUUUAAUGUUUGUGUUCAAAA